Messenger RNA from Alternaria atra, 1560 nucleotides. RefSeq lists its product as uncharacterized. The record is from RefSeq and is a predicted model, not a curated record. Bases 1 to 1560 code for a protein of 519 amino acids. Gene Ontology annotation, cellular component: Golgi apparatus; fungal-type vacuole membrane. The transcript is spliced from 3 exons. Gene Ontology annotation, biological process: Golgi calcium ion transport; manganese ion transmembrane transport; Golgi calcium ion homeostasis. Lineage: Eukaryota; Fungi; Ascomycota; Dothideomycetes; Pleosporales; Pleosporaceae. Gene Ontology annotation, molecular function: manganese ion transmembrane transporter activity; calcium ion transmembrane transporter activity.
AUGAGGUUACGACAGCCACGGCCGCACACUUUGCUACUCCUCCUCCCCGCCUUACGAGUUCUCGCCACAUCCGUCGCAGUAGACACAUCGGACGACAGGUUGCCCGCGCGGGCCGUUGUGCCUGCCUACACUCAAGCCACAUACUCGCCCGAUGCCUCACUUGCCCCGACAGCUGGCGUAAAAGGCACCAAAGAUGCGCCAUUUGAUGGGCUAGAUGGCAAGCCGCAUGCUGGACCGUAUGUGGACGAUGACCCAAAAUACCAAGGAAAGAAAGCUCCCAAUGUUGUAGAAGAUCUUGGGGCCGCGAAGAAGCCUGGAGCUUCUCCAGAAACCGUUCUAGUAGACGACGUGAAAGAUGGCGAUAAGAGCGUCAUGCAGGAUCCAGCGCGGAAACCUGCCACGGGCACCACAGGCACCGAGGGUGGAGUGUCGGCCAAAGACAAGGAGCGAUUGGCACACGAGGAGAAGACAGGCGAGAAGAAGGAAAUGGUUCCCGAGUCGCCAAAGGAGGCACACCCGCAUCCCGCUGAUCAGAAGCAAUUAGGCGGAGAGGCUGUAGCGACAGCGAGCACCACUCGCAUACUCGGUGCUGGCGGACUGGAGAAACCUACCGACCUUCCCGACUCCCUACAUGACAAUCCCCUUCCCGUACCAGGCUCCAUCUCUACCAAAGAUCCCCUCGACACAAGCUCACCGCCCAAGACACCCUCCUCGACACUUGACGAUGUUGACGAAGGCGCCAUACAACCCUUCCAUUCUUUUAUACUCGCCUUCACUAUGAUCAUCUUCUCAGAGAUCGGAGACAAGACAUUCCUCGUUGCAGCCCUCAUGGCUAUGCGACACCCCCGACUCCUCGUUUUCUCUGCUGCCUUCUCCGCUCUGGUCGUCAUGACAGUCCUCUCUGCUGUGAUGGGCCAUGCCGUCCCCGCACUCCUCUCGGAACGCUUCACACACUUCGCUGCGGCCGCUCUUUUCCUCGUGUUCGGUGUCAAGCUCAUCAGAGAGGGUCUUGCCAUGAGCCCAGAGGACGGUGUUGGCGAGGAGAUGGCUGAGGUUGAGCAGGAACUUGAAGAGAAGGAACAGCUUGCUCGACACCAGAAGGGGCGGAAAUCCUCCAUCUCUCCUUAUGCUCUAGAAUCUGGUCGUGGUGUGCGACGCUCACGGUCUAACUCGCGACUACCUGCCCCCGCACGUAGCCCUUCUACCUCGCCCGAUCGAUCACCGUCACCGCGCGGAGGCUCUCUGGGCGGCACUUUGGGCGCUGUGAACAACCUGUUUUCUCUCCUCCUUAGCCCCGCCUGGGUACAGACGUUUGUUAUGACUUUCCUCGGAGAGUGGGGUGACCGCAGUCAGAUUGCGACUGUUGCCAUGGCUGCUGGUUCUGACUACUGGUGGGUCACUGCCGGCGCUGUAGUUGGCCAUGGGUUGUGUACUGCGGGUGCCGUCAUUGGUGGCCGCGCUAUUGCUGGAAAGAUCAGUAUGCGCAAUGUCACGCUUGGUGGUGCUAUUGCUUUCCUCGUCUUCGGCAUCAUCUACACAUUUGAAGCAUUCUACUCUUAA